Molecule: messenger RNA, 426 nt
Organism: Perkinsus marinus ATCC 50983
Lineage: Eukaryota; Perkinsozoa; Perkinsida; Perkinsidae
Exons: 3
Coding region: 1-426 (141 amino acids)
Source: RefSeq, a predicted model, not a curated record
AUGCCCAGGAAGGCCUGGGACUGGUCGAGGCGGAACAAGCGGUGGAUUAUCGGUGGUGUCGCUGUAGGGGCGGUGGCAGUAUAUUGGCUCAGGCCGUAUUAUCAGCAAUUUCGCGAGCUGCAGAGUAUAGUGUCGGAGGCCAAUCGGAUCAUGGAGGAGGGUGGCGAGGGGAAGCCGGGAGAACCCAAGAUCAGCAAACGUCAGAGGGAACACCAUGCGAGGGUCAUGGCCAUGGCAAAUAACCUCAUUUUGACUGGUGACAGCAUAGAUCGGCUGAGGGUGUGGCUACAGCAGGCGUAUGAGGAGGAUAUAGACAGGAACAUACCACGCAAAUUGAAAGCACUGAAGGGGCCUGGAAUGGCAGAGGAAAAGCAAAGGCUGUUCACUGAGCUGCAGAAGCUUUGUACUAGUCGGGAUGCCCUCUAG